AUGGCCGCCGCCCCCGCCCACCCCGCGGGGCUCCCGGGCUCCCCGGGGCCGGGGUCCCCUUCGCCCGCCGCCGGCCUGGACCUGCCGUCGCCGCCGCCGCCGCUGCUGCCGCAGGCCUCGGUCCCGGCGCCGGGCCCCGGCGUCUCCUUCCACAUCCAGAUCGGGCUGACCCGCGAGUUCGUGCUGCUGCCCGCCGCCUCGGAGCUGGCCCACGUGAAGCAGCUGGCCUGCUCCAUCGUGGACCAGAAGUUCCCCGAGUGCGGCUUCUACGGCCUCUACGACAAGAUCCUGCUGUUCAAACAUGACCCCGCGUCCGCCAACCUCCUGCAGCUGGUGCGCUCGGCCGGCGACAUCCAGGAAGGCGACCUGGUGGAGGUGGUGCUGUCCGCCUCGGCCACCUUCGAGGACUUCCAGAUCCGCCCGCACGCGCUCACGGUGCACUCCUACCGCGCGCCCGCCUUCUGCGACCACUGCGGGGAGAUGCUCUUCGGGCUGGUGCGGCAGGGCCUCAAGUGUGACGGCUGCGGACUGAACUACCACAAGCGCUGCGCCUUCAGCAUCCCCAACAACUGCAGCGGGGCCCGCAAGCGGCGCCUGUCCUCCACGUCCCUGGCCAGCGGCCACUCGCUGCGCCUCAGCACCUCGGACUCUCUGCCCUGCACGGCGGAUGAGCUGAGCCGCAGCACCACGGAGCUCCUGCCUCGCCGCCCGCCCUCGUCCUCCUCCUCGUCCACCUCCUCCUACACCGGCCGCCCCAUCGAGCUGGACAAGAUGCUGCUCUCCAAGGUCAAGGUGCCGCAUACCUUCCUCAUCCACAGCUACACGCGGCCCACGGUCUGCCAGGCCUGCAAGAAGCUUCUCAAGGGGCUCUUCCGCCAGGGCCUGCAGUGCAAAGACUGCAAGUUCAACUGCCACAAGCGCUGUGCCACCCGCGUCCCCAACGACUGCCUGGGAGAGGUGCUCAUCAACGGAGAUGUGCCGAUGGAGGAGGCCACGGACUUCAGCGAGGCCGACAAGAGCAUGGAUGAGUCCGACGACUCCGGCAUCAUCCCAGGCUCCCACUCGGAAAACGCCCUUCACCCCAGCGAGGAGGAGGAAGCCGAGGGGGGCAAGGCCCAGAGCUCCCUGGGGUACAUCCCCCUCAUGAGGGUGGUGCAGUCAGUGCGACACACCACACGGAAAUCCAGCAGCACCCUGCACGAAGGCUGGGUGGUUCAUUACAGCAACAAGGACACCCUGAGGAAGCGGCACUACUGGCGCCUGGACAGCAAGUGCAUCACCCUCUUCCAGAACAACACAACCAACAGAUACUACAAGGAGAUCCCGCUGUCCGAGAUCCUGACCGUGGAGCCCGCCCAGAACUUCAGCCUGGUGCCCCCGGGCACCAACCCGCACUGCUUCGAGAUCGUCACCGCCAACGCCACCUACUUCGUGGGCGAGACGCCGGGCGGGGCCCCCGGCGGGCCCAGCGGACAGGGGGCCGAGGCCGCCCGGGGCUGGGAGACGGCCAUCCGCCAGGCCCUGAUGCCCGUCAUCCUCCAGGACGCGCCCAGCGCCCCGGGCCACGUGCCCCACAGACAAGCGUCUCUGAGCAUCUCCGUGUCUAACAGUCAGAUCCAAGAGAAUGUGGACAUCGCCACCGUCUACCAGAUCUUCCCGGACGAGGUGCUGGGCUCGGGGCAGUUCGGAGUGGUCUACGGCGGAAAGCACCGGAAGACGGGCCGGGACGUGGCGGUCAAGGUCAUCGACAAGCUGCGCUUCCCCACCAAGCAGGAGAGCCAGCUCCGGAACGAAGUGGCCAUCCUGCAGAGCCUGCGGCACCCGGGGAUCGUGAACCUGGAGUGCAUGUUCGAGACGCCGGAGAAGGUGUUCGUGGUGAUGGAGAAGCUGCACGGGGACAUGCUCGAGAUGAUCCUGUCCAGCGAGAAGGGCCGGCUGCCCGAGCGCCUCACCAAGUUCCUCAUCACCCAGAUCCUGGUGGCGCUGAGGCACCUGCACUUCAAGAACAUCGUCCACUGCGACCUGAAACCAGAGAACGUGCUGCUGGCCUCAGCCGACCCGUUCCCCCAGGUGAAGCUGUGCGACUUCGGCUUCGCGCGCAUCAUCGGGGAGAAGUCCUUCCGCCGCUCGGUGGUGGGCACGCCCGCCUACCUGGCGCCCGAGGUGCUGCUCAACCAGGGCUACAACCGCUCGCUGGACAUGUGGUCCGUGGGCGUCAUCAUGUACGUCAGCCUCAGCGGCACCUUCCCCUUCAACGAGGACGAGGACAUCAACGACCAGAUCCAGAACGCGGCCUUCAUGUACCCGGCCUGCCCCUGGAGCCGCAUCUCCGCCGGCGCCAUCGACCUCAUCAACAACCUGCUGCAGGUGAAGAUGCGCAAGCGCUACAGCGUGGACAAGUCUCUCAGCCACCCGUGGUUACAGGAGUACCAGACGUGGCUGGACCUCCGGGAGCUGGAGGGGAAGAUGGGCGAGCGGUACAUCACUCACGAGAGCGACGACGCACGCUGGGAGCAGUUCGUGGCGGAGCACCCGCUGCCCGGGCCGGGGCUGCCCGCCGACAUGGAGCUCGGCGGGGCCCUCCCGCCGCAGGACCACGAGAUGCAGGGGCUGGCCCAGCGCAUCAGCGUCCUCUGA
Molecule: messenger RNA, 2637 nt
Organism: Pipistrellus nathusii (Nathusius's pipistrelle)
Lineage: Eukaryota; Metazoa; Chordata; Mammalia; Chiroptera; Vespertilionidae
Source: the annotation of a GenBank genome assembly